AUGGGUGAGUUGGUCAGACUCUCGCGUGGAAAGCCUACAAACACCCUCGACGAAUUUCUCGCAAGGCCACCUUCUUCCAAGACUCACAUCACCCACCUAAAGCCCUUUGCGCUCGAGAUGGUUGGUCCAGUGCUCUACGAGGCCACGGUGCCAUAUUUCCGCAAGGCGCUUGAGAAUCAGGUCAAGCUUCUGAAGAAAGGGCAAGAAUGGUGCCAGGAGACUGGGCGCGAUGCCGCGACUCUCUCCAGCGCUCGCCUGGUGGACGACAUGUUUCCUCUCCCGUUCCAUGUGACGUUCUGCACCUUCAACGUCGUUCAAUUCCUCGUCGACGUGGGCGUCACCACCGCCGCGCCCGAGGCCAUCGUCACCGACGACCGCCUCUCGCUGGACGAGCUCAUGGCGAGGGUGGAGCGGACGCUCACGGUGCUGGACGGCGUGGAGGCUGGCAAGCUCGCGGCGAAGGAGGAGGAUGCGGUCAAGAUCAAUCUGGGCAAUUUUUCCGUCGAGAGACCUGCGCUGCAGUAUGCGCAGCAAAUCGCCGGACCGAGCUUCUGGUUUCACCACACCAUGGUGUAUAGCAUAUUGCGAGUAGCUGGUGUGCCGCUGGAGAAAAGAUUCUUCUUAUCUGCCUUUUAA
This is a messenger RNA of Cordyceps fumosorosea ARSEF 2679, 636 nucleotides long. RefSeq lists its product as hypothetical. The record is from RefSeq and is a predicted model, not a curated record. The transcript has 4 exons. The coding region runs from base 1 to 636 and encodes 211 amino acids. NCBI's taxonomy places the organism in Eukaryota, Fungi, Ascomycota, Sordariomycetes, Hypocreales, Cordycipitaceae.